Molecule: messenger RNA, 3057 nt
Organism: Adineta steineri
Lineage: Eukaryota; Metazoa; Rotifera; Eurotatoria; Adinetida; Adinetidae
Source: the annotation of a GenBank genome assembly
AUGGACAGUGGAACAUUACCUUCAGCAACAAUGUUAUUACAUACAAAUGAUUCUCAUCAACAAAUUCCUUCAUCUGAUUCUCCAAUGAAUCAAUAUUCUGAUAUAUAUUCAUCUAGACAAACGAAUAAUAAAACAAAUAAACGUAAACUAGAAGAACUUGUUGAUCCAUCAUCAAUAGAUUUUGAUCCAUCAUCUUCUGUAAAACCACAAAAAACUGAACAAAAUGAUUCAGAAAGAUCAUUAAGUAGAACAGGAACUCCUUUAUCUAAUGGACCACCACCUUCUUCAACACCAUCUCGAAAUGGUAAUGAUAUGGGUCCUGGAUCCUAUGAUUUUGCUCCAUCAGUUAAUAAUACCGGUAGAACGACACCAAAUUCCUCAUUACUCACACGACAAACACCACCACCACCAUCUUUACAACAGCAAUCUUUACCUCCAAUAAUGCCACCAUCAUCUUAUAUGUCUAUGUCGCCACGUAAUCAAUAUACAAUAACCAGUGAUAGUCCACUUUUACAGGCAAAUAAUCAAGUGUUUGUAUUUACAACACAACUAGCUAAUGAAGCAGCUGAAUCUGUGUUAAAAAAUGAACAUCCAAAUAUAAUUGAAUAUCAUAAAUCAUUACCAAGUACUGCUCAAUAUUUAUCAUCUCUUUCGAAUAAUAAUCACAAUCCAUUACUUGGUGGUCCUCCAAUGCAUAUGAAUCCAGGACAUGGAUGUCCAUCACCACGAACUAUGCAAAUGAUGAUGUCUGGUCCACCACAUCAUAAUCCUCAUUUACAACAUCAUAAUGGUGGUGGACCACCACCAAAUUGGUCACAUCCACAUUUUCAUCAACAACAACCACCAUUUGGUCGUUUAACGCCCGGUCCUGGUGGUUUACCACCACCAAGUCAUCUUCUACCACCGGGUGCACAUAUGAUGAGUGGUUCACCACCACCACCACAUGGCAUGCGUAUGGGUGGUAUGCCACCAAUGCUAGGUAUGGGUCAAUCACAAUCGGAUGGUAUUGAAAAUUUAACACCUGAACGAAUAAAACAUCGAAAGAAUCAAUUAGAUAAAAUAAAUGAAAUUAAAACAAAAAUUACUGGUGGACGUGGUCGUGGUGGACGAGGAAAAGCAAAUGCUGCAGCUGCUGCUGCUGCUGCUAAUAUGCCACCAUCAAUGAAUGGUGGUCCUAUGGAUCCACAUCAACAACAAAUGAUGAUGAUGAACAGUCCACAUAGUGUUGGUCCACCACACCAUAUGAUGGGUAUUGGACCACCACCACCUCAUAUGUUACCACCAGGUAUGAGAGGACCACCUGAUGGAAUGAUGCUUGAUAUGAAUGGUCCACCACAUGGUUAUAUGAAUGGAUCAAUGCCGCCUGGUUUUCAUGGACAAUUUGGACCAGGUCCUGGUGAUCCAUAUGGACCACUUCCUCCACAUCAUUCACAAUCACAAGCAGUAAGAGAGUGGAAUAAAAUGCAAAUGGAACACCUAGAAGGAAAAUCUCAACAAAUUCGUGGACAUCCACCACCUUAUUGUUCAACAUCACCAUCAUCAUUAACACCUCCAAUUGCUACAACGUCAGGAGGCGGUAAUCUAGGACCAAAUGGUAAACUACUUUCACCUAGAAUGGAAUCGUCCACAAUGCCACGUUUAUAUAAAGUUGGACAACCAGAAAAAUUCAUUCCAGAUUCAUUACCAUCAGCUAAUAAAAAAUUACCAGGUAAUAUUGGUGAAGUACAAUUAACAUCAUCACCAACACAAAUGGAUUACAAUGAAUAUGGUAUGGAAGGUGAAGAAUUAAUAAUUACUAGAUAUUUAAAUCGAGCUUAUCGACCAGGUAAUGGAACAAGUGGUGGUCCAUCAUCGUCUUCUUCAUGUAAAGAUGAACCAAUGACACCAUCAGGACGUUCAAAUAAUACACCAAAUAAUAAUUCAAAUCUUUUACCACCUGGACAACAACAACAGCAGCAGCAAUCUGGUUCAACAACACCUACACAUCUUUCUCAAGGACAUACACCACAAAAUGGCCCAGUUGCUUCACCACGUUCAUCAAAAUUAGUAAAUAAUAAUAACAAUAAUAAUAAUAAUAACAAUAAUUUAUCAUCACCAUUAAUGAUGUCAAAUAAUAAUUCAACAAAAGAUGAACCAUUAGAUAUGAAUAGUGAUCCAAAAACACCAACAUCAAAUAUGGCACCACCAUUAAGUAGUAUGCUUCAAAUGACAAAUAGUUUACAAUCAUCAAAUUCGCCAUAUAAUUCAACAAAUAAUCAAGGAUCAAAACAAUCAUUAAAUAGUCCAAAUUUAGGUCAUAUGUCUAAAUCAAUGGAACAUAUGAAUAUGCCACCACAACAUAUGCAAUUUGCAAAUAUGAAUCCUCAUCAUCGUAUGUUAGGACCACCAGAUUCUAUGCCUCCUCAAUUUAAUCCACAUCAUCCUGGUAAUUUACCUCCACCACACCCACAUAUGUAUAAAAUGAUGCCUCCACAUCAUUCAAUGGAUCCAAAUGGAAUGAUGAUGCAUCAUCCAGGUGGUCAAUCACGUUCAUCAAAAGGUUUAAUGCCACCAUCUGAUCAAAUGCAACAACAUCUUCAUCAUUUACCACCACCACAUUAUCUUAAAAUGCAUAAUAUGGAUCCAUCACUUGGUCCACCACCACCUGGUCAUCAUCAACAACAACAUAUGCGUUUUUCACCUAUGAUGGACGAUAGUUUUGGUAUGGGACCACCACAUCAUCAUCCUCAUAUGCAUCCACAUUUACAUCCAUCUCAACAUCCCAUGCAUUUAAAUGAUGGACGACUACCUCCACCACAAUCAAUUAAUAAUACUUAUGUUUCAGCAACAAUGUCUAUUCAACAAUUAAAUAUUCAAAAUUUAGGUCCCGGUGGACCACCAGGUGAUCUUCAACCAGGAACAAUUCAUUAUCAUGCAUCAUCAGGAAAUAUGCCUGAUUCUCAACAGCAACAACAAUUUCCACCUAAUGAUUCACAAUUUUCCUCUCAAUUUAAUGAUUUACAAGCACCACCAUCAAAUCUUAGUGUUGAUGGUGGACAACCACCGCCUUAUUGGUGA